Geodia barretti is the source of this 474-nucleotide messenger RNA. The record is from the annotation of a GenBank genome assembly. Lineage: Eukaryota; Metazoa; Porifera; Demospongiae; Tetractinellida; Geodiidae.
AUGUGUUGUCUGGUCAUUGAGGACACCUGGCACUACUGGGUCCACCAGCUCCUCCACCAUCGCUCCAUUUACAAAUACGUCCACAAAGUCCACCACCAUUUCCAGGCUCCGUUUGGGAUGGUUGCCGAGUACGCUCACCCCAUAGAGACAAUCGUACUGGGAACAGGGUUCUUCAUUGGAGUCUUCUUCAUGUGCAACCACCUCAUCAUGAUCUGGCUGUGGAUGACCGUCCGACUCCUAGAGACAAUAGAGGUCCACAGUGGAUAUGACUUUCCCUACCUCAACCCCCUCCACCUCCUCCCUGGAUAUGCCGGCACAAAGUUCCACGAUUUCCAUCACAUGAAUUUCAACGGAAACUACGCCAGCACAUUCCUCUGGUGGGACUGGUUGCUAGGCACCGACAGACAGUACAAGGACUACCUCAAGAGCAGCGAGGAUCGGAGGAGCAAAACCACCAGCAAGAAGACGAACUAG